GUGAGGUGCGGGGCGGUCGCAUGUGCCAAACGCCCAUUCUCCUCGCCGCCGCCACGCCACUUCUGCUGCCACUGGGCCGUCCUGUCAGCCUCCCGCGCCCUUCGCGAGGGCCUCUGCACCAGCAGGAGCCUCGAAACCGAAGGAACGCAAGCUGUUCCGCCGGCGAGCAAGGCGGCCAUUUCACCAAGCAGAAAGUUUUCUCACAAGCGGACAUGGAGGCAAGCAGACAAGGCGAGAGAAGAGGAGGAGGAUGCUGAAACCCUCCCUGUCACUCCAGCACCAGAAGAUCCCCCCGGAGUCAUGAGGCGCCGCCAUGGGACACAUUCUCAUGGUCGUUUCUGCCACCAUGCUCUCCCUCACGCCCAUGACCACGCCCACGAUCACGCCCACGACCAUACCCAGCACCCACACGCCCGCAUCCACAACCAUCUCCACUCCCAGGCUCACAAGCUCGCCCUUUUUCUCAAGCAGCUUCACCACUACGCCCAUCUCGCCCACAAGCACAGUAAGCACAAGCAUGCCCGCGAAGACGCCCGCGAGUCGAAGGCCGCCCAUGACGCCCAGCAGACGGCGAAGGACGCCCCCGGGUCGGCCGACGCCCGCGGGGACAGCCCGGAGGCCGCCAAGCACGCCCGCCGCUGCGGCAGGCACAGGCACAAGCACGCCCGCACUACUGCCUUCGCCGACGGGAAUGCUCACGUUCACAGACCUUGCAGACACUCGCACGCCCGCCCUCAGAGCGAGAAACCCUACUGCGCCCACCACAGGUGCUCCGUCGCUCCCACGCACGCCCACGCUGACAAGGAAAACUCACCCGAACACUACAAGCACUGUCAGACACACGCCCACACGUGCAUGGCCCGCGCCCACUGCGCUCCCCCGCACGCCCUCCCGCCCUGCUGCAGAUGCACGCCCAAAGACCGCCCACACAGACCCUCAGCGCCCGCCGCCCACCGCCCGCACAGCGACCCCAAAGAAUGCCAACGCAGCUCGGACAACGCCCACAGAUGCCCUUUAUCUUCCCGAAAAGCCACCCAAAGCACACCACGCCCGCACGCCCACACACACGCCCAUGCCAGAGCCACGCCCUCGUCGUCAUCAUCGUCAUCGUCUUGCUCGCAUGCCGCCCAUUUCUGCCGCUUCGUCUCCGUCUGCGGCCGCCGCCCGCAAGCGACUACCGCCCACGCCGAGGCCGCCCAUAGAGCCCACGCGAAGGAGGAAGGACACAGCUGCAAGAAUGGGGCCCAGUCGCAGGCAGCACACAGAUAAUAAUCACAAGGAAAUUCCAGCUUCAUCAUCCUCAUCAUUCACCUCAUCACCGACCUUGAUUGACCCGAUUCCAUCAUCAUUAUCAUCACUUUCAUCACAGAAGGCGUGGUUGCCUCCCGCCGUUGAAGUAAACUGGAAAUCUGAGAAAACGGUGGACGUUGUAGGGCAAACUAAACUAAGUUGGCGUGAGGUCCAACGUGAAGAAAAAGAGAACUCUACCAUUCAUGACAAUUUUACGCAUAAAAGUAAAAGUUAUAGAUAUGGUAGCAGAAAUAAUAGCAGCAGUAAGGCCAAAACUAGUGAAUUUACGCUUAGGAGCAUUGAUUAUAAGCUUAAUAUUAGGGAAAAUGAGACACCACUUGACAGUAAUCCAAUGAAAAGGCGUUUCAUCGACGCUAAAACUUUUGCAAGAACUUUUGGAGGCUUCGAUGAAAGUGAUAUUAACAAUAACUUCGAGAAAAGAAAUAUUGAAAAACGAAACGCGCGGGAAAAACAAGAUACUGGAAAAGACGAGGAAGAAAAUUUAGAAAAUCUCACGGAGAAAAAUAUCUUGGUUGGAAGCAAGCAAAAUCAGGCGAGUGACGAAGACACACAAAACCCAGGCAUCGCAACGACCGCCUUGAACGACACGAGAAUAAGCGGCGAAGAAGAACGCGUCGAUAAUGAGAAUGCAGGAGAAGAGAGAAUCACCGAGAAGAAGCACAAGAAAAGGAGGAGGAGGCGGAGAGGGAGAGGAAGGGGCCGGAGGAGAGGACCCAGGAGGAGGAACGACCUGUCCCUCUGGAUUGACAGGCGACAAGUGAAGAUGUUCAGCGGUAAGGAGAAAGGUUACGUCAUGGAGAUCUUCGCUAUCCACGACGGUCAUGUUCUGCCUUAUAUCCUGGACCCGAAUUUCGAAAAGCAUCUGCCUGUCAUUCCGUCGGAGGUCGAGAGCGUCAACUUCACGUGGCAGGCUGGACGUAAACGCUACGAUUAUACCUUUGACCGCCUCUACUCGCAGGAUGAGGAUAUCCUACACGCCCCUGUGGUUUCUAUGGCCACUCACGGAAGGAUCCCUAAGAAGCCAAAGGUCUUCACGAUCAACAUCCAGUGCACGGGGAAUGCAUCCGGAGUGGCCACCUUUGGAAUCGGGCUGCUGAUUCAGUCGAUGAAGGGCAAACCUCUCCCUGGGACGCCGCUGAGACUCCAACUCAGGAAGGAGUGUACCCAGCAUGGUGAGCCUCGACCCGACCCAGAAUGUGACCAGAAAUGCGAGAACGGCGGGGUAUGCGACGUGGACCAGCGCUGCCUCUGCCCAGAAGGGUACAUGGGCCAGUACUGCAACACGGCCCUUUGUUACCCCCAGUGUAUGAACGGGGGGACCUGCACUACACCGGGGCGUUGUUCCUGUCCCCCUGGCUUCCAAGGGCGUCACUGUGAAGGAGGAAUCUGUCGAGACAAGUGCGAGAACGGAGGCAAGUGCGUGCAGAAGGAUACUUGCGAAUGCCCUCGAGGUUACUAUGGAAACAGAUGCGAGUUUAGCAAAUGUGUCAUCCCUUGCAUCAACGGAGGAAGAUGCCGUGACGUGAACAAGUGCCGUUGUCCCCACGGUUUCGCUGGCGACCACUGCGAGAUCGUGAUGGGACAACUGGGCACCGACGCCCUGAACAACAGCCGCUGUUCCAGGAAGUGUAAAUAUGGAACCUGCAAUGGGUCCAUGUGUGAGUGCGAGCUCGGUUACUCUGGCCGCUGGUGCAGAAGGCGAUCGGGCAAGACUGUGAGACGAAGAAUUUGGCUGUGAGAAUAACGUAGGAGUCAUGCUAUAAAUCCGCAUGUUGGCUGUGUCCAUUCACUUGUUAAAAAGUAGAGAAAAUUCAAAUUUCUGAAGGCUACUGUUCAUGUGAAAGGAUAUGUCUAGACUAUAGGCCUACGAUGGUAGGCCUACUUGUAAAUUUUUUUGGUUGUAUUUUUUUUCCUUCGAAUUAUUUGUGAAAAUAGUAACUUACAUGAAUAUUUACAAGAUUUUGAAUAUUUUACUAUUUGUUUUUAUAAUUACAAAUUACACACGGAAACGAUUCACAUGAAUACGUUAAAGAUUAAAAGAGCUGAAAACGGACAGUAUUAUGAAUGUUUUGCCUUUAUUUUUCGUUUUAAUAAAGAAAAAAAAAGGAGCAGCAACAUGCGCGGGAUACAUGGCUUUGAGAUCUCGGUGUACAUGAAAGACGAAGAUUUUAAUUAUCCACAUAUAAUUGCCUUCAUACUUAGAUAAGUAAGAAUAUCAUAGCUGAUCCUUUACAUGCACAUCACCCUAACGAAUAGCUAUACUAACAUCCAUGUUAUAUCUUUGCCAUCAUGUCUAACCGCUGUUUGUGCACGCUUUCUGGCCCCGUGUACGCUAUAUAGUCUUUUUUAUAUAUUUGCUCUUAUGUGCCAUGUAAUUAAGUGAUACGUGUUUGUAGAAGCAUUUUAGCAGUGUGACUUCGAAGUCUGUAUUAGUGUUAAGGAAUAGAGAAUAAAUAUUAAAACUGGUGUGGUUGUAUAACAAAUAGUAUAAACGAACACCGACAUACCUGUGAUGUAGGUUAGUGCCAAAUAAAGUGAUCAUAUACACC
Molecule: messenger RNA, 3860 nt
Organism: Penaeus chinensis
Lineage: Eukaryota; Metazoa; Arthropoda; Malacostraca; Decapoda; Penaeidae
Product: daf-12-interacting protein 1-like
Exons: 11
Coding region: 314-3049 (911 amino acids)
Biological process (GO): anatomical structure development
Cellular component (GO): cell surface; extracellular region
Molecular function (GO): signaling receptor binding
Source: RefSeq, a predicted model, not a curated record